GGGGCGGAGUUAACACAAUCGUUAAAAAAAAAAAAAGAAAAAAAAAAAGGGAAAAUAUGCAAGUGCGUUUUUUACAUUUACAUACACGUAGGUGUAUAUGAUCAGAGCGCUAACCCGCUUCACGCGAGAAAGUUUGCUACCCAGUGGGAUGCCCAAGUGCUGUCAUUGCAGGAGCAGCUGAUGGGGAAAGAACAGUGGGGGAGGGGCAGCUAGGCCACUUAUGGAGGUUCCCUUCUUCAGCGUUUGCCGCGUUUCCCACGUUUGCCACGUAUGUCACGCAUACCGCGACUGCCACUACUGGGAGUGUUGCCCGGCUUAACCCGUUCAGUGACGGCCAAGGUGACCGCUCCUCGGCUGCGGCUCCCCCGGCCAGUCAGUGGACGAGUCUGACCUGCAAGUGACGCUGUGCCAUAACGCUGACGAGUGACGUCGAUUCGGAAGGACUCCCCCCCCACAGCCGCGAACUCGAACGUGCCAGCAUGGACGACUGCUCGCAGCGAGAAAGCAGCAACGAGGGUACCCUUGAAAAUGAAAAAAAAAAAAAAAAGAAAAAGAAAAAAAAACACACAUAUUCCGUAAUAAAGGAAGUGAACUACUCGCAGAGUGAAGACGACUCAUCGGCAGAAAAACCCAGGAAAAAAAAAAAGGGAACGAGCAAAAAAAAAAUACACAUAGAGGAUGUCCAAAGGGUGAGGGAGUUAAAGGGGGACUCUUCAACUGACGAGUGGGGCAGGAGCAACAGGCUGCAGGAUGGACGGGACCCCCAACUGAGGGGCUGCAUGAACUCCCAGGAAGGUGACGUCGAUCGUUUGCUGAAGAUGGGGAGGGAGAGAAGGAGAAAGCGGGAAAAGCAUACCAACUGCAGUAGCAACUGCAGUAGCAGCGGUGAUGGCCAUGACGGCGAUGGCCAUGACGGCGAUGGCCAUGACGACGAUAGCAGUGAUGACGAGCACGAAGUGGAGCUGCUCCAAGGGCAGAGACGCAGCGGGGAGCAGGACGCCACGACAGCUCCGGCCAUGCACCCCAAUCUGAAGGAAGCCCCACGCAAGAGUAGAAGAAAAGACGCACCAUUCAACAUGGUGAAUAGACCACAAAUGGCGAACAUGCCGCGGAAUGGAACCUACGAGGAGAGGCCCCAGGAAGGCCGUCGAAGUGGGCAUGGCCGUGGUGGGCGAAAGGGGAGAGUAAAGGCUGUGCCCCCCGCAGUGGGUCACAUUUACAAUGCGAGCAGUAGCGACGCGCACGAUGUGAGUAGUAGCAACGCGCAUGAUGUGAGCAGUGGCGACCCACAGGACGCAGGCAGUGGCGACCCACACGAUGUGAGCAGUGGCGACCCACACGACGCAGGCAGUGGCGACCCACACGACGCAAGCAGCAGCGAAGGGAACAUCUUUUCCAAGCUGCUCUACAAAAUAAGGAAAGCUUUCGCUGACCGCAGGGGGGACCCCAUAACGAAUGAAAACGUGGUGGACGGCGACAUCUGUGAACUUGCAAUUGUGGGUGGCAACGGAAUGGAUCCGAGUGGCCUUCACAACAUUGCGCACCUUGUGGAGGAUGAAGACACGUUUAUAAUUCAGGGGCAUAGCGGUAGUCAUACAGGAGGGGGAGAAGACAGGGCAGGCCCUUGCCCUCAUGGAAGCCCCCGAACCAAUGAGAUGAUUUGCCUGAAUGGACUAAACCCGAAUGACCUGCUAAACAGCUCCGUCCUCAUCAACUCCAAUCGCUCAGAAAUAAGUGAAAUUUUUAGUAACGUCGAAAAUGGGAUCAUCAUGAUGGAAAGGCGGGACGUGGGUCCAAGCGGCACUGCACCUACAGAGGACGCAGCGGGGCAUAUCAGAGGCAGCGACCAUGUAAGAGGCUACCACCGCUUUACCUACAGACGCGUCUCCCACAAAAUAGCCACCUACGUCAGGGAGAACAUAUCCUACGUGAAGGAAAAAAUAAAAAGCUACUGGCUAGAACGAGUGCGCGAGGCGAACACCCAGCUGACAGCGCCCCGUCAAAGUACCAACCAACGGGAGGAAGCAAACGAACGGGGGGAAGCAAACGAACGGGGGGAAGCAAACGAACGGGGGGAAGCAAACGAACGGGAGGAAGCAAACCAACAGGCACUUCACACCGAAGACGAAAACGACGACCCUAGCUGUCUCCAAGUGCUCUUCUUCCUAGGGCUGGUGUGUAAAUUCCCUAUCCUCUGGAUAAUCGGCUCCAUCGUAUUCUGCAUCACCCCAAGUGAACAUAAAAAAACAAAAAUGUGGAGUCUAGUCAACACCUUGUUUGCCCUCAUUAGCGUAAUUUACUUUAUAAGCACCUCCAAAUUUAAAAUGCCCAAGCCAGUUUUUUUUGUCCUCAUGGAAGAAAAUAAAGAAGAAAAAAAUUAUAUGCUUCCAACAGGGGUUUUAAAAAACGAGCACAAUGCUGCUCACAGCUCGGUGGGGAAGUCCUUCCUAAAUUGGAACUUCGUGUCGACGCAGAAGCCAGACGCGCACAUACUGCUAAGCAGCGAGGCGUAUAAACUCCUAAACCGCGUACAAGUGACGUUCCUCUUCGGAAGGGGCAGCGGCUACCCCCGCGCGCAGGUCGAAAGGAUGAAGCCCUUUUUUUAUAACCUAAAAGAGGGCCUCAGGCCGGUCCCCGUGGAGAAGCUCACCAUGACGGACCAGGACGUCCCCGAGGACUUCUUCGGAGGAGGACUCAGGUGCGAACGGACGGAAAGGCGCUCGCCUGAGAAGGCCAGCGAAGCGGCAACCGGGAAAGCCAACGAAGCGGCAACGGAGAAGGCCAAGUGGUAUUUAUUCUGGAAGGAAGAAGACAACUUAAAGGGUAGUAACUCAGCCGGAUCAGCAUCGGACCUCUCCCUCCCCGUUGGAGAAAUCUUCUUCUUCAAAAGUGAGCACACCUGCAGGGUGGCUUUCCUCUACCCAAAAAAAACGAACCCCAAUGAAAAGGAGAUGCCAGAAAAUUUUGUCCAAAUAAAUAAAAUUAUAAUAAAGCCCUUUUGA
Messenger RNA from Plasmodium vivax (malaria parasite P. vivax), 3002 nucleotides. RefSeq lists its product as hypothetical. Lineage: Eukaryota; Apicomplexa; Aconoidasida; Haemosporida; Plasmodiidae. The transcript has 4 exons. The record is from RefSeq and is a predicted model, not a curated record. The coding region runs from base 480 to 3002 and encodes 840 amino acids.